UGCUUUGUGAGGUUCCGCAGUGUGCAAACCUAGAUAAAUGCAUCGCAAAAUGUUUACAACCAACAAUUUGCCAGCAUUAUGACUUCAUAUACUGAGGGUAAACAGAAUGCCGAGUUCACAGUCAAUCACUAUAAUGGAAUUUCAUGUUUAGUGUGUAAAUAACAUGUUAAGCCAAUGUUAAUGUGUGGAAUUGUUAACCAAACACAAGUAAAGUUCUAAUACCCCUCCAAGCUACAAUGAAAUGAUUUUUGUAAAAGCUUCUAAAGUACAUAAAACCAUGUCUGUCUCGGUGAUCUUUUUAAUGACAACAUUUCUGAGAUCUCCUCAUUCGAUUUAUCAUUUUGCAUCAUUUUAUUUACUCUGCAUUGGAGUAGUGGGUAUAAUUAGUUGGUAAAUAAUUUGAAAUCAAACAUGGCCAGUGGGCGUCCACUUGGUGUGGCUGGGAGAGAGACACUUAUAAACAAUCUGACCCAUGAUUGCCUGACUCUGUUGACUCCAAUUAAAAUCAAAUCAACUGCAGUAUUUCUGUGGAUUUUCUGCCUGCUUAACAGGAAAGGUUCUGAUCAGAACCUGACCAGUAGUCUGUACAUGCUGUAUUUAAUGCAUCACAAUUCUGUUGUUUUACUUUGUGGUCAUGAAUUUUAAAAGCCAGUGGAACUGAGCAACCAAACUGGACAUUAUUCCUUUAGAAUUGCCCAAAUGGGACAGUCAGGGAAUAAAUGUUCUUGGUUGCUGCUGUUGGUUUGGGAUUUUUUGUUCGUUCAAACAAAAAAGGAACAUAAAUGCUAUUGCAUUUGGAGAAAUGAAAAAGGAAGAAUGUAUCAUUUCAUUUGGAAAAUGUUUGAAGAUCAAGUUGUUUUUGUUUAAAUACAUUUUAAGUGGUUGUCAAAUACUAAUAAAAUAACCUGUGCACAUUUGCUCGAUAAUGGACUUUUCAUGAAAUUUAUAUUUUCUAUUCCUUUUAGAAUAGCAUAGAUACAAGUCACUCAUUGUAUUUUUCUCUCUCUUCUUUAUUGGCAGAACCGUGACAGAAUGGUGGACUGUAUGAGCAAAGUCAUGCUGCACACAGUCGUCUCAUCAUGGCAGCCAUUCCUGGGACUGGCUUUUGUGGCUGCUUUCGUGGGUUCUACCUUGGGAUGUCCGUCACGCUGCGAGUGUUCAGCGCAGACCAAGGCAGUUGUCUGUCAUCGCAAACGCAUGUCCACCAUCCCUGAUGGCAUCCCAACUGAGACCAGGAUCCUGGACUUGAGUAAAAACAAGAUGACAAUGAUUAACCCCGAUGACUUUAUUGCCUUUCCUGGGCUUGAGGAACUUGACCUCAGUGGAAAUGUUAUCAGCUACGUUGAGCCUGGAGCUUUUAACACCCUGUUUAACAUGCACUCACUGAGUCUUAAGAGCAACCGUAUAAAGCUCAUCCCUCUGGGUGUCUUCACAGCACUAACAAAUCUCACUCGACUGGAUAUAAGUGACAACAAGAUUGUCAUCCUUCUGGAUUAUAUGUUUCAAGACCUACAUAAUCUGAAGGUUUUGGAAGUGGGUGAUAAUGAUCUGGUAUAUAUUACUCCCAGUGCAUUUAGUGGACUUUUAAGUUUGGAGACACUAACCUUGGAAAGAUGCAACCUCACAUUUGUACCCACUGAGGCCCUUUCCCACUUGCACAACUUGAUCAGUCUCCACCUACGUUACCUCACUAUCAGCACUUUGCAUCCAUACUCGUUCAAAAAGCUGUUCCGGCUGCGACAUUUAGACAUUGACAACUGGCCUUCAUUAGACCGUGUGCCAGCAAAUACUCUUCACGGACUAAAUCUGACAACUUUGUUUAUAACUAAUACCAACCUGUCCUCUUUCCCUUAUCAAGCGCUUAAGCACCUGCCCUACCUGACACACCUCAACCUGUCCUACAACCGCAUCAGACACAUUGAAGGAGGCAUGCUCUUGGAACUUGUUCGGCUGCGGGAGUUGCAUCUGGUUGGAGCUCAACUCUUCACUAUUGAACCAUAUGCAUUUCAAGGUCUGCGGGAUCUCAAAGUCCUCAAUGUCUCUCACAAUCGACUGGAUACAUUGGAAAAGGGAGUGUUUCAGUCUCCUGAAGCUCUGGAGGUUCUUCUGAUUGACCACAACCCCUUAGUGUGCGACUGUCGUCUCAUGUGGAUUCUACAGAAGAAACACUCCAUCUUCUUUGGAGACUCACAGCCAGAAUGCAGCACACCUGAGGGGAUACGUGGACGCCCAUUUAAGGAAUUUAAGGAGACUCUGCUGUCUUAUUAUGUGACCUGUACCAAGCCAAAAAUUCGUGAAAACAAAACACAGACUUACACAGCAGACGAGGGCCAGCCAGCCAUGUUGCGAUGCAGUGCUGAUGGAACUCCACGACCCACUGUGUCUUGGGUGUCUCCACGAGGUCGGAAGCUGACUGGCAGAAGCCAUGGAAGGAUGAUGUUGCACAACAAUGGCACACUAGAGAUUAAAUCAGCUGAGAUGCAAGACAGUGGAGUGUAUGUUUGCCUUGCCUCAAACACUGCUGGAAAUGAUACCUUGAUGGCUUCAUUGGCGGUGAAAAGUCUCGGAUCGCUGUAUGCCAACAGGACCCAGUACUACACAGAUCCCAGUAAUACCACUGCCAAUGGAACAGCAAGCGUGAGCCUUGGUUUGGACCUAAAAACUAUUUUAGUGUCCACAGCUAUGGGUUGUUUCACUUUCUUGGGAGUGGUCUUGUUUUGCUUCCUGCUCCUUUUUGUUUGGAGCAGAGGAAAAGGAAAGCAUAAAAACAACAUAGAUGUUGAAUAUGUACCUCGGUCCAAGUCCAACGGCACCAAUGUUGAUUCAGCAGAGGGACAAGCUGGUCCACGUCGUUUUAACAUGAAGAUGAUGUGAGUUUUUUAUAAAUAUAAAUAUAUAUAUAUAUGAACAUUUAUUGAGAAAGUAAAGAAGAGACAAACGAAGAUGGGAUUGAGGAAACAUACGAAGUACAGUCAAUUGUAUUUUUUGAAAAGAAGAUAGAACUGGUAACGGAAACUUUAGGGUAACUCAACUAAAUGAAAGUACCCUAAAUAUGUGGCUCUUGAUAUGAAUCUUAGAUACAGUGUUGCAAAAGUGACAGACUACAACUCUUACAUAAAUGCCAGUUGGCAGCUUCUUGGAUGAGCAAUGGACACAUUAGUCACUGUGGAUACCUGAAGAAAAAAAGGUGUUAUGUAAUAUCUCUUACAAAUUUGUAUGCCCAAAAAGAGGCCCUUGGUUUUGGGUUGAUUACAGACUCAGCUAAACAAUGUACAGUACAAAUUUGUAUCUAAGCUAUUAACCUACUUUGUUUAGUCCUGCGCCAUGCUUAUUCACUGAACAAGUUGAUGAAAGAGAUAAUUUUUCUUUAUUUCAGUACUAUGUUUACCCAAUGCUUCAUUAUGUACAUGUAAGUGCAUAUUCAUUCAAGAUAACUAUUCAUAGCAAUAUUCAUUGGAUGCAUUAGCCAAAAUUGUAACCCCUGAUUUUCAGCAAGAACAUUAUUGAAACUUGAAGUUUCCACUGAUUUAGGAAGGGCUUUUAUGGUUGAUUUUAUGUCCCCGUUCCUGAAUGCUAUUUGGAUAUUAAUAAUCAUAUAUUGUUUACUAAUACACCUAGAGGGAAAAUAUUUAUGAAAAUGUUAAUGAUUUUGCAAAACUCAGUCCUUCAGCAUCAUUCAGAAGAUGGCCUAAUAUUGUUUGAAGUAUCUACAUGAACCACAUUUUUGUCCUAUUUUUGUCUUUUUAUUACUUUAACUGUACUUUUGCUGGUUGGCAAACCACAUGUGUCAAUUUACUUAAGUAACAUUUGCAUAAUUUUCCCUGUAGGAAAUUUGGACUUUGUUGUGGUAGUUCUUCAUUUUGUUGUAAAAUCAUUUAGAUUGUGUAAACUAAAAGAACAAAAGAAAAAAUGUAUGUGAAAUAAAUGAAGAUGUAUUUGUA
Molecule: messenger RNA, 3941 nt
Organism: Nothobranchius furzeri (turquoise killifish)
Lineage: Eukaryota; Metazoa; Chordata; Actinopteri; Cyprinodontiformes; Nothobranchiidae
Source: RefSeq, a predicted model, not a curated record